AUGAACAGCCACGGAGACAUCAAUAACACCUACGCCGCCCGGCCCGCCGUCGAGAUCCAGCCCGACGAGGCCUACCUCGGCCGCAACCACGCCAUCGCCGCCGAGGACGAUGACGCCGAGACCCGCGCCCGCUACCGCCCCUUCAUCCCGGCCGCCGACGCUCCCGACUCGGACGACUGGGUCUCGAGCCUCGAGCUCUCGACCGCCCUCGCCCUCGUCGACCGCGAGGUCCUCUCGCGCGGCCUGCCGCGCCUCCGCAUCCUCGUGCUCUACGGCAGCCUGCGCGCCCGCUCCUACAGCAACCUCCUCGCCCUUGAGGGCGCCCGCGUCUUGCACCGCCUAGGCUGCGACGUGCGCAUCUUCGACCCGGCCGGCCUGCCCCUCAAGGACGACGUCAGCCACGACCACCCAAAGGUGCAGGAGCUCCGCGCGCUGAGCCGGUGGAGCGACGGCCAGUUCUGGGUCAGCGCCGAGCAGCACGGCGCCGUCACCGGCCUGUUCAAGACGCAGAUCGACUGGAUCCCGCUGUCGCAGGGGUCCGUGAGGCCCACGCAGGGCCGCACGCUGUGCGUCGCCCAGGUCUCGGGCGGCUCGCAGAGCUUCAACGCCGUCAACACGCUGCGCCUGCUGGGCCGGUGGAUGAGGAUGUUCGUCGUGCCGAACCAGAGCUCCGUGCCCAUGGCCUACACCCAGUUCACCCCCGAGGGCAGGAUGAUUCCCAGCUCCAACCGGGACCGCCUAGUGGACUGUAUGGAGGAGCUGGUCAAGUACACCGUCGUGAUGCGUCCACACUUUGACCUGUUUGGAGACAGGUUCAGCGAGCGCAAGGAGAAGAACGAGAAGAAGGCUGCCGUGUCGUGA
This is a messenger RNA of Colletotrichum destructivum, 861 nucleotides long. Its product is annotated as Putative Flavoprotein-like superfamily. Bases 1 to 861 code for a protein of 286 amino acids. NCBI's taxonomy places the organism in Eukaryota, Fungi, Ascomycota, Sordariomycetes, Glomerellales, Glomerellaceae. Gene Ontology annotation, molecular function: oxidoreductase activity, acting on NAD(P)H, quinone or similar compound as acceptor. The transcript has a single exon. The record is from RefSeq and is a predicted model, not a curated record.